UCAUGGAGUAUAUAUAUUUGCCUGUGAAGUUUCUUUAUCGUCAAAAAUCCUACAAGAACUGCCUCAGUUUUCAAUAAACAACAAUGAUUCCUACGCUGUUACUUCCUCUCUUCUUUGUCUCUGUUCUUCCUCUUUUCUCCUUCUUCUUCCUUGGACCUUUUUCCCUGAAACUGAACACAAAAGAUAAACCUUCUUCACAUGACAACAUUGUCCUCCCAAAAGCAUACCCACUCAUAGGUUCCUACUUGGCUUUCAAAGCCACCGAAAACCGCCUUAUCCAGUGGUUAUCCGAUCUGAUCAAAGUCUCACCGGCUGCCACUCUCAUCCUUCACGGCCCCAUGGGCAGCCGCGAAGUCAUCACAGGCAACCCCGCCAUUGUAGAGCACAUUCUCAAGACCCGUUUCUCCAACUACCAAAAGGGCACCACCUUCACUCAUACUCUCUCCGAUUUCCUAGGCAAAGGAAUCUUCAACGCCGACGGCCACAACUGGAAGUUUCAGAGACAAGUAGCCAUCCAACAAUUCAACACAAAGUCACAACGCAAAUUCAUGGAACAAGUCGUGGACGAGAAACUCUCCAACCGUCUCAUCCCCAUCCUAGCGUCAGCAGCACAAGAAGAUCGAACCCUCGAUAUGCAAGACAUUCUUCAACGUUUCUCGUUUGACAACGUAUGCAAAAUCGCGUUUGGAUUCGACCUUGAUUACCUGACGGCGUCAGAUGAACGGAGCAAGUUCGCGCAGGCCUUCGAAGAAGCAAUGGAGAUCAGCACCAAACGGUUCUCCGAGCCGUUGCCGUUAAUCUGGGAGAUCAAGAGGGUGCUAAACGUAGGGUCGGAAAGGCGGUUGCGAAUGGCAGUGAGGGAAGUGCACGAGUUCGCGAAGAACAUAGUGAGAGAGAAGAAGAAGGAGCUGAAAGAGAAGGAAACGCUGGAAUCCGAGGACAUGCUUUCGCGGUUCUUGAAUUCAGGGCACUCCGACGAAGAGUUUGUGACGGACAUAGUGAUAAGUUUCAUACUAGCUGGGAAGGACUCUACUUCCGCCGCGCUUAUAUGGUUUUUCUGGCUAAUAUGGAAGAACCCGCGUGUGGAGAAGGAGAUUGUGAAUGAAAUAAGGGAAAAUUCAGAGACUCCGGUGGCCGAUGAAGCGAAGGAUAUGGUUUAUACGCACGCGGCGUUGUGUGAGAGCAUGAGGCUGUACCCUCCGGUGCCGAUUGAUGUGAAGGAAGCAAUGGACGACGAUGUUUUACCGGAUGGAACGGUGGUGAAGAAGGGGAUGCAGGUGAAAUAUCACGUGUACGCUAUGGGGAGGUUGGAGAGUAUCUGGGGUGAGGAUUGGGCUGAGUUUAAGCCAGAGCGGUGGUUAGAGAAGGUUGAAUCCGGAAAGUGGAAGUUCGUGGGAAGGGAUUCCUUUACCUAUCCAGUGUUUCAGGCGGGUCCAAGGAUUUGCUUGGGGAAGGAAAUGGCUUUUAUGCAGAUGCAGAAAUUGGUGGCCGGCAUUCUCAGGCGGUUCAGGGUGGUUCCCACGGUGGCUGACGGUGUAGAACCUCGCUACUUUGCUUUCUUGACUUCCAAGAUGGAAGGUGGCUUCCAUGUCAAGAUCCAGAAAAGGGUUCUCUCAGACUGAAAGCCAAUUAAGCAAUUAUGUCUAAA
Vigna unguiculata (cowpea) is the source of this 1648-nucleotide messenger RNA. Its product is annotated as cytochrome P450 94A1 pseudogene. The record is from RefSeq and is a predicted model, not a curated record. NCBI's taxonomy places the organism in Eukaryota, Viridiplantae, Streptophyta, Magnoliopsida, Fabales, Fabaceae.